AUGCGCCGUUUUAUCCCUUUCCUACAGUCAAACUCUGUGGUCUUCAAAACUGCACUGUUCCGCGAAUGGUACGAAGGCAGGCUAACGGCGUGGAAACACUUUGUUCCAGUUGACCUCCGGCUUCACGAUCUCUUCAGCUCGUUGGCAUACUUUGGUGGCUAUGGAGUCGAGGAGCGAAACAAGAGGAUGAUGGAGGGUAGGGUGAAAGAAGCAGAGGCUAUUGCGAGACAGGGUAAAGUGUGGACGGAGAAGGUGCUGAGGAAAGAGGACAUGGAAGUGUACAUGUUUCGGCUGCUUCUUGAGUGGGGUAGGCUUACGGAUGACAGGAGGACGGAAGUUGGGUUUCGUAUGGGGAAGAGGAGUGUGGAGCGGGAUGGUGUGCAGGAGCUGUGA
This is a messenger RNA of Plenodomus lingam JN3, 393 nucleotides long. NCBI's taxonomy places the organism in Eukaryota, Fungi, Ascomycota, Dothideomycetes, Pleosporales, Leptosphaeriaceae. The record is from RefSeq and is a predicted model, not a curated record.